Molecule: messenger RNA, 1051 nt
Organism: Drosophila eugracilis
Lineage: Eukaryota; Metazoa; Arthropoda; Insecta; Diptera; Drosophilidae
Exons: 2
Coding region: 86-943 (285 amino acids)
Source: RefSeq, a predicted model, not a curated record
CACAGCGGUCGGAAACACGGAAAGGCCAUUAAACCGACCACCUUCUUCAGUCGAAAGUCGGAGCUGCUAGAGAACGGACAGGAAAAUGACGGAUCACAGAUGGAUGCACUUUAGCAAUGGCAGUGUACCGCCAAAUGCCGUGGUGGCUGGUCACGAUUCGGAUGGGGACACCAUCUUUGUGGGUCGCGCCUUCUUCCACAACGACAUGCUGCCGGCCAAGGUGAUUCCCAACAAGGGCAAGGCCUACGUGGCGUAUGCGCGACAGGAGCACGAAUUGGAAAACUAUGAGGUACUCUCUGGCUACAACUACGAAUGGCUGCCGGCAGAGAAUGGAGAGGUGCCUCAGGGUGCCGUUAAAGUGGGAAAGAAUGUGGAUGGAGAGUAUCUCUACGCGGGCAGGGGCUAUCAUGCCGGUAGCUUGACCAUGGGUAAAGUCCAUCCCUCCCACGGAUGCCUGUACAUUCCCUACGAUUCCGAUGAGGUGAAAAUCUUCGCCUACGAGGUGCUCAGCCAGCCGGAACGUUGGAUCGACACCACGGCCACUAAUAUUCCGGAUGGUGCACUGGUUGCUGGACACGAUUCCAAUGGUGAUACCAUCUACGUGGGCAGGGUAUUCCGCAAUGGAGACCUUCUGCCCGCUAAAGUGGUGCCGGCCAAGGGCAAAGCUUAUGCCGCCUAUGCCCAGGCAGAACACGAACUGACCGAUGUCCAAGUCUUAACCGGAUCGGGUUUCCGUUGGGUCCCAGCAUCUCAUGGUAACGUGGCUCCCAAUGCUCUAUCCUCCGGUCCAAAUGUGGAUGGGGAACCCCUCUACGUUGGCAGGGCCAUCUACUGCGACAGUCUGAGUGUGGGCAAGAUCCAUCCCUCGCACGGCUGCAUUUACAUACCGUUUGGCGGCGAGGAGGUGCGUCUGGAGAACUACGAGGUUCUGGUGAGGAUCUAAAAGGGACCUUACGAAUGGGUUUAUCAGUUUUUUUUUGUAAAUUAAUUUUUUUUUGUACCCAAAGAAUAAAUUUUAUUACCAUUUUGACAUAAUUUAAUCUAGCUCUCA